Molecule: messenger RNA, 1407 nt
Organism: Aspergillus mulundensis
Lineage: Eukaryota; Fungi; Ascomycota; Eurotiomycetes; Eurotiales; Aspergillaceae
Product: cytochrome P450
Exons: 6
Coding region: 1-1407 (468 amino acids)
Molecular function (GO): iron ion binding; heme binding; monooxygenase activity
Source: RefSeq, a predicted model, not a curated record
AUGCUGACCCUCUAUCUAGUUGCUGGGCUUUUAGUAACUCUUUUCUUCAUCCGACGACUCCGAUCGCCUAUCACAAAAAUUCCAGGACCAUGGUAUACCGUGCUCACGAGCUGGGUACUCAAGUACCAUGAGUUCACCUCGAAUAGACGGCUAUACAUUCAUGACCUGCACAAAAGAUACGGGCCCACCGUCCGCAUAGCGCCCAAUGAGAUCUCUCUUGCUAGUCUGGAAGCGAUCAGAGAGAUCUAUGCCUCUGGUGGGAGCGGCUAUGACAAGACGGAGCUCUAUGACUUGUUUCGUCAGUUCGGGAUUAAGACCAUGUUCUCGACCCUCGAAAAGCAGAGCCAUAGCCAGCGCAAACGCGAACUCGCAGAUCGGUACGCCAUGACGAAUAUCCUGCGCGAUGAGCACGUAUCCGCCAUUGCAGACCGAGCGAGGGCUUUUGUCUCAAGAUGCGUUGCGUCCGCCGAGAGCGUGGAUGUCUACGUAUGGCUCCAUUGCUUCGCUCUCGACGGUGUGACAAACUUCAUGUUUAGCCCGGGGGGACUACGCUCGCUGGACUCGGAGGAAGACUUUGAAAUCAUGGAGGAGCUUACUUACCACCAGAGCCUUCAGAAGAACCUCCUGCAUUACUACCUCCCCGCUCUAGCCCCCUGCUUCCCGUCAUGUUUGAUCCCGCGCCACUCACCCAAGACAAACGAAUACGUCCUGAGAAUGUCCGCCCAGCAACAGCCCAGCCAGCACAGCCUCGUCGCCAAACUAGCUCGGAAAGACUCCCCGCUCAACCAUGCACAGGUUGCUGCAGAAUGCAAGGAUCACAUGGCGGCGGGCAUCGACACAACGGGCGACGGUCUGUGCUUUCUGAUGUGGGAGCUUUCCCGACCGCAGAACACCCGUUUCCAGGACCGACUAUUCGAGGAAUUGACGAAUGCGGAUCCGGAUACCCCAAUAGAUAAACUGCCUUACCUCGACGCAGUCGUUAAAGAAGCCCUACGGUGUGCGCCGCCAAUCCCGAUGUCAUUUCCGCGAUACGUACCGGCUGGAGGACGAUCGAUCGACGGCCACUUCAUCCCGGAAAAGACGAUCGUCAGCUGCCAACCGUAUACGGUGCACAGGCUCGACGAGGACGUAUUCCCGGAACCCGACAGCUUCAAUCCGGAUAGGUGGAUGGACGAGAAAGGGGCUGCUCAGCGGAACCGGCUGUUCUUUGCUUUUUCGACCGGUGGCAGGGGUUGCACGGGGCGGAACUUGGCCAUGGUCGAAAUGAAGGUUCUCCUCCGAGAGGUGUACUCGCGGUUCCGUACGACGAUCGCGGAGGAUAUGCGUGAGUGCAUGGAUAUCGAUGACCAGAUUAUCUCUUCGAGACCACAGGGACAAACGUGCAAGUUGAGGUUUAGUGAGAGAUGA